AUGGGACCAGAUGCGGUGGCUGCAAGGGUGGCUGCAAGGGCGCUUUUUGACGGGCUUGGAAACGAAGUCAGCGCUAGGCCCGUCGACUUCCAACACCACCCGCAGAGUCCACAAAAAUCCGCGUGUCCCCCUUUCUUGCGGGCCCUGCAGGGCGAGGAACCAUCCGAGGUUAGACUUAAGUGCAACCGGCAGCAACCAUGCCAUAACUGCAUUUCAAGGGGUCAUGAUGACCUGUGCGUAUUCGCCAAUGGCAAAACCCCAAGGUCCAAUGCCAUGCAGACUCAGGGGAUGGAGUGUCGCCUGCAUCGCUUGGAAGAGCUUGUGGCCUCCUUUACCGCUGAACCUGGGCUGGCUUCACAGCUGCCGAAUGGCACCAAGCCUAUCGACGUGAUUAAGACGUCUUUGGACGAUGAUUCGAGCCAGGAGGAUUCCAUUCCGGAGCUUGGAACCAUGGAGGAAAAAACACCCUAUAGAGGGAGCACCAAUUGGCAAGACGUUCUCCAAGAAUACGAGGAACACUGGAGGAAUCCCGAUAGAACAGAUGUGGCUUGGCUCGGACUUUUGUUUUCUAUGUUGUGGAUGACAGUCCAGUCCGAAAUUGAAAGCCCAAAAGAUGCAGCUCAGUAUAUGGGCGUUGGAGAAUCCCUUGCUGAUCUUUUUCGAACACGGACAGCACAGUGUCUUAUGCAUGCGAAUAUCACACGGAGCGAGCCGCAUGUCAUAGAGACAAUGUGUUUCCAAGCCCUUGCCGAAUAUAUGCGCCGAAAAGAUAUUGAGUCUGGCAUUUGGAUGGCACUUGGUCAGAUCGUGCGUGCGGCAAUGCGCAUGGGCUUCCAUCGUGAUCCGUCUCACUACCCGAAGGCAUUCUCCCCUUUCCAAGGCGAGAUGCGGCGACGCAUCUGGGCUUUCAUCUGUCAGGCUGAUCACGUUUGCUCGUUCCAUAUAGGGUUACCAAGCAUGAUUUCAUCGGCAAUCUCUGACACAGCGAUGCCAUCGAAUUUACAUGAUUGGGAGCUGACUGAGGGAAUGGCUAAACUUCCUCCUUCAAGACCAAUGUCGGAGGUUACUGGUAUCACUUACAUGGUGACGAAAUCGCAAAUUCUCCAAACAGUUGGGAGAAUCGGGGAGCUCUUGUACAACACGAAGCAAAUGUCAUAUGACCGCGUUCUUCAGCUUGACCAGGAAUUGUUCCAAGUCGUCAAGGACAUACCGGAACCGUUUAGAAUGACAAGUUGGAAGGCUGCUGAAACCGAAUCUCUCUUCACGACUAUGCAGAGGGUUCAUGUUGGCAUUCUAUACAGUGAGGGAAUGUGCGCGCUUCACCGAAAAUAUAUCAGCACAGCGCGAAAGGAUCAGAAGUUUGCAUUGUCUCGCCAGAGAUGUCUUCAAUCAGCAAUUGCCCUCAUUGACCUUCAAACGGGUCUUCAGAGCCUUUUAAGACCUGGCCACCAUCUAGAACAGAGCCGAUGGUGCCUCGCGCCGGUAGCUAACUCUUCCUUCCGACUUGCAAUCAUGAUUGUUUGUCUGGAUCUGCAACAGGACGGAGAUGCGCAAUCCGAGUCUAUCGAAGCCGACGACGUUUUGAUUGGUAUUAAUCGAGCGGACCGGAUGAAAAAGGUUGAGGGUGCUUGGGAUACCUGGAUGAAUCUCGGUGAUACCACGGCAGAAGGCCAAAAAUUCCAUCGAGUAUUUGCAGCCGUACUCCAAAAGCUCCGUUCCGAACGAAAUGGCGGUCCAGAUGGUGGUUUGCCUCCACCGAAGACACCUGGUACAUUGGCCUACACCCCUCCGCAAGAUUUUUCCCCUGGUAUGGGAAGUGGAGGAGCGGGUAGUUCCAUUCCAAGUUCCGUUGCAUACGCACCUGGGUUCGACGAUCAUUCUUCGUCGACCGCAUAUACCGAGCCCACACCUCCGCUUGUGGGCGCUCCAGAGUUUUACACGGAAGUCCCGGAUCUUUUAGACACGAAUAACUGGGACACUCUGUUCCAAGAGUAUGGCUUUGAGAAUCCAAAUCUACUAUACAAUCUUGAUUGCGAUCCAUUUACAACUCAUGCAUUUUGA
This is a messenger RNA of Histoplasma capsulatum G186AR, 2061 nucleotides long. RefSeq lists its product as uncharacterized. The transcript has 5 exons. Gene Ontology annotation, biological process: regulation of DNA-templated transcription; DNA-templated transcription. The record is from RefSeq and is a predicted model, not a curated record. Lineage: Eukaryota; Fungi; Ascomycota; Eurotiomycetes; Onygenales; Ajellomycetaceae. Gene Ontology annotation, cellular component: nucleus. Gene Ontology annotation, molecular function: DNA binding; DNA-binding transcription factor activity, RNA polymerase II-specific; zinc ion binding. Bases 1 to 2061 code for a protein of 686 amino acids.